UGGAGAAGAUAACUUCAAGUGUUGAAGCAUCAUCCGCUCCUCUCACAAACCAUGUUCCCACCAUUUCAGAAGUAAUGAAGAUGGUCAAAGAAUGUGGUGUGAAGGAAAAAACUGCUCUCAUGCACACAACCCUCACUCUUAUAGUGAAGCCCGAGUUUAGGGAAAUCUUCAAUGUUCUUGAAACAAAAGAAGGGAGGUUUGAUUUUUUGGAGAGGGAGCAUGAGAAGGAGAUGUUGAAGCACGUGUAGUGAAUCAUAUUUGUUUAUGUUAUAGACCUAUAUUUGCUUUCAUUGUGGACCAAAUUUGGUUAUUUGUGGACCAUAUUUGCUUUCGUUGUGGAUGUAAUUGCUUUUGUCGUGGACCAUAUUUGCUUAUGUUGGUUUACCAUAUUUAUGUUGUGAGAAAUAUUUACUCCUGUUGUUUACCAUAUUUAUGUUGUGAGAAAUAUGUGCUCGUGUUGUUUUACCUUAUUUAUGUUGUGAGAAAUAUGUGCUCGUGUUGUUUACUAUAUUUAUGUUGUGAGAAAUAUUUGCUUGUGUUGUUUUACAAGUCAUAUUUAUGUGAUGCCCAUGAAUAAUUUAACAUUUUUAUAUUGUUAUGUAGAUGGAUGCAAGAAUGGAAGAAGUGGCCAUAAAGGGACAGGAGGGAAUGAAACUUCUAGCUGAACUUGCGAAUCAGGCUGCUAUCAUGGGAAACCUAGUGCCUGCAGAUGAUGCGGUUAACCAUAGAUGUCGACAUGGUUUCACAUCUCAGAAUGUGCUUGCAGUAUGUGACUUUGACAUGAGGUUUACGUUUGUGGUUGCGGGUUGGCCGGGCUGUGCACAUGAUACAAGGGUCUUGAAUCAUGCAUUAGCACACUUCCCUUCAUUUCCUAUACCACCCAAAGGGAAAUACUAUCUUGUCGACUCUGGGUAUCCAAACCGAACGGGAUACCUUGCUCCUUUUAAGGGGAGUACAUACCAUCUGCUGGAAUUUCGUCUUCGCUGUCAUCGUCCACCUGAAGGGAAGUACGAGUUGUUUAACUUUUCACAUUCAUCCCUUCGAAAUGUUGUUGAGCGUGCUUUCGGGGUACUCAAGCAGAAAUGGCGCAUCUUGAAAGGGGUCCCAAGUUUCUCACCUCGUACACAGAAGCAUAUCAUCAUUGCUUGCAUGGCAUUGCAUAAUUUCAUUCGUGAUAGCAAGUUGAGUGACAAAGUUUUUGAUAAAUGUGAUGCCGAUGAUGAGUAUGUACCUCCAGUGCUACGAAAGGAGGUGGCACCAACACAAGCGGAUCCCGUUAAAGAAGAGGAGAACGAAGAUAGCAUGAACAAUAUUCAUAGUAGGAUAGCUGAUGCUUGUCUUGCCAUGGCAAGAUAA
Messenger RNA from Aegilops tauschii subsp. strangulata, 1356 nucleotides. NCBI's taxonomy places the organism in Eukaryota, Viridiplantae, Streptophyta, Magnoliopsida, Poales, Poaceae. The record is from RefSeq and is a predicted model, not a curated record.